CAUGGGAUACCUGUGUUAGUGAAAAACAAGAUGGCGAACGUUGGUGUGCUAUUUCGCCAGAUUUGCGAAAGCCAACGUUUUGGCCGAUUUUUCUUCUCCAGAGGAAAUUCUCUUCAAUGUCGUAGUUUCAGGCUAAUUCGUAACGAGUCCUGGAAAACUAAUGACCAUAAUGGUGUAGAAGAACUAGUUGUGACUUCAGGAAGGACGAGGUUAAUAAUGAGGCCCUUGGUCUUCACUGUUGUUGCAAGUGGAGGCUCCUUCGUAGGCUGUGCUAUUCUACAGUAUGAAAGGAUCAGAGCAAGCUACUCCAACUGGAGCCAAAAUAUUAAAUCACUAGAUUUUCCAAAAUUAUUUGGAUUCCGACAAAAGUUAAAUAGAUGGUGGAAAACCUUACCUGAUGGUCGAAAGACUGCCACAGGAAUUAUAUUUCUAAAUGCUGUUGUUUUCUUGCUAUGGAAAAUACCAACACCACAAGUACAAUCAGCAAUGUGGAGAUGGUUUGUUUCUCAUCCUAUUAUCGCACCCCCCUUAACCCUUUUAACAAGCUGCUUCAGUCACAUAGACUUCUGGCAUGUUGCCAUUAAUAUGUAUGUUUUAUGGAGUUUUGCGCCGACAAUUGAAGCUCUUCUCGGCAAGGAACAGUUUAUUGCUUUUUAUCUUUCUGGAGGAAUAAUAGCCUCAUUUGCAAGCCAAGCAUUCAGAAUUUUAGCUAAACAGCCUAUUCGCCCUUCUCUUGGAGCUUCUGGGGCGCUAUUCGCUGUUCUUUCAUACGUUUGCAUCAGUCUCCCUGACACAGAACUAGCUUUAGUUUUCCUGCCUUGGUUUACGUUCUCUGCUGGGAAGGCUUUAAUGGGAGUGGUAGCAUUAGAUGUAGCUGGACUGCUGUUCAGAUGGCAAAUGUUUGAUCACGCGGCACAUCUAGGGGGAGCGGUAUUUGGCGCGUUAUAUCUAAAAUAUGGUCAUCAUUACCUGUGGGACAAGAGAGGAUGGCUGAUAAAGAAAUGGCAUCGUUUACGAGGGAAAUCACCUACCCCUCCUCCUUCCUGAUCGUUGUCGCCUUUAGAACAAGACAAAACGUGACGGGCUGAUCGUUUGUCUGAGUAACUCAUUACAGAAAACUUACUAUCAGCCUCGAUAAAGAGCAAAGCCCAAGUCGUCUUUUUGCACGGUAAGGCUUGUUGUUCGGCCCUUCGUUCCUUGACUACAGACCUAAAAAUGAGAUGAAAUUGUAGUGGUCAAUGGAGUUGGAGUAAAGAAAAAAUAUAUAUAUACAAAACAGUACUUUUGAACGUCCUGGCUCAGAAAACAGCCGUGUCGACGCAUUUCAAACUACAGUUUGCUUCGAUUUCUCUGUGUUUUUUCGGUUUCAUCUCAACUGAUGUAAUGUUUUAUUUUGACUUUGGAAUGAUGUCCCAAAUAAUGUAAGAUUAUUUUUAAAUAACUUGAAAUAUGAAGUAAAAAGUUGCAUGAAAAGCUGAUUUUUCCCCCUGAAAAGCUGGUGGGAUUUGGCGGGAAAAUUAGCCAUGGCUGUGCGCGUGCGCGGUUCUCGUGUUCUUUUGACGUUCUUAGUUUUGUAACCGAAAACAAAUGAUAUGAAAACGAAACGAAACGAAAAAAAAAACAACAACAACAAACAAACGAUUAUUAUGAUAGGAUGGGUUUUUAUAAUGGGAUUUGUUCAUAAGUCGCGAGACCUUGGAUCUCUACAGCAAGCAACGUUCGUGCUGUGAAGAUAGACACAUGUCUGCUGGCAGGAUCCUGCCGGCGUACUACCCCACGCAUUAGUAGAGCUUCUGUUUAGGUUUCUUUAUAAACCUACACACUGUUUUAGAAAUAAUGCCUUUGAUUUUUUGAGGCCUCUAAUAUUAGAUUUGAAUACAUUUGUCCCUUUGGGGGGAGGAGAGGGUGAUUAGAGGAUAUUUUACUUCAUUUUCAUUUUUAACCGUCAGUACUUUGUGAAAAAAUUUCAAAGAAACCGGAUGAGUGAUUAAUGUGAAAAUAAAUAGAUAAACUUUCAAUAAAAGAAACUAGACUCAAACUUCAUAACUUAGGUACACAGGAUAACAAAAUGUUUUGUUAUCUUGGUAAGUUUCCGUGAAGUCACCAUCCUGUCACGUGACACGGUUGGAUACUAACAAACCUUGUCAUUUCACACGCUGUUUUCGUUGUCUACGAGAAGCUACUGAGACCUCUAAACCAUCCAGUAUAUAGAUGAUUUGUUUACUUCCUUACAAAUUAUUGAAUACAUAUAAGGUAGCUCUUGUCAAAACGUUACGCAUGCCGGGUAACUACAGACGCUGAACCGUAUUCCAACGUAGGUUCAAAACUAGACAGUAAUAUACAUAUAUAUCUCAACGACCAGUCAAGCAAAGCAAUAAUAAUUUUAUCCAAUAUCGGAAAAAUUCCAUGACUUUUUUUUCUUGACUUCUUUCCCUCGUCAAAUAAACCCAUCAUCAUAAAACAAUUUAGAAAUGAAUAAAUGUUUGAUUAAUCCUUGAUUUACCGGUAUUAGUUCGCAGCUUGAAGUCAAAAAAAUCAAUCUUAUUGUAUUAAAUCUAGUUUAAAUCGUAUUUUCGUUUUUGUUUCCACGAAAAUUAAUCAACUCAAAUGCAGUAGCACUUCCUCUGAAUUAGGAAAUGAUUAUUGAAUCAAACAAGUCAUUAUUCUUCGAAAACUGAGCGUUUUUCGAACCGGUAUUUCAGUUUUUUUCAUAGAGAAACGUGUGUAGUAUCGAAGCAUCUGGCACAGCUUGGCAUUAAACUCAAAUAUCCCCAACAAAGAACGAAAUUAAAUCUCAUCUAGUUCAGAAUGUUAACUAGUUGUUUAGAAUUGGUUUUAAUUUCACUGGGAUUAAACUAUAUUAAAUGUAGGAAUAUUAUUGAAUAUUUGUACUUGAAACUAGUAUUGGUCAGUUCUUGUGUUGCAAGGCAACGACCAUGGCAAAGUCAAGGUGCUCAAGCAUCAUACUUGGUCAGUUUAAAACACCAAACCAGACAGAUCUUAAGUACGUCGGUACUCCUUCGAGCACAAACCUUUUACUAUGUACAAGACAAAUGAAAUAAAAUUACAAUUUAUGAUUUA
Actinia tenebrosa (Australian red waratah sea anemone) is the source of this 3081-nucleotide messenger RNA. Its product is annotated as presenilin-associated rhomboid-like protein, mitochondrial. The record is from RefSeq and is a predicted model, not a curated record. Lineage: Eukaryota; Metazoa; Cnidaria; Anthozoa; Actiniaria; Actiniidae. Gene Ontology annotation, cellular component: membrane. Gene Ontology annotation, molecular function: serine-type endopeptidase activity.